AUGGGGGUCAUAAGAAAAGCCUCUUUGGCCAGAGAAUGGGCAAUUUGGAACCAAUUGAUGAUCCACAAGAAACAAAGAUUGGGGCAAGAACCAAUUGACGACAGAAUGUUUAUAGUCCCAGAAAAAGAAGGGGACUGCCAAGCUCCAGACAGGCCCGAAGACAAAGCCUCUUUUAGUGUGCUGCAAAAGACCCUGUGGGCCGUCCAGACGUCGACGUUGAUUUUACUUCUGUAUCUUUGGGGGCCUCACUUCCUACCUACCUUCCACAGUGAAGUUCAGGAAGCCGUUUCUGAGGUGAUUGAAGUUGGAUUUCCCAAGCCAGAUUUCGGGGAUCCGGUCUUUGAGCAAAAUAUUUUAAAUCACACCUUUGGCAACAGCUGGGGACAUCCGAUUGAAGCUCAUUACACAGUGCCAAACGUCUCAUUUAAUAGGGUAGUUGUCUCAUUGGAUACUUGGGUUGAUGGAGUGCAGUACGACCGCUUGGCUCAUUUGUACGUUAGAGGUGUGGAGGUUUGGAGAACAAGCACGAUCGAGCCUCACGGAAAGCUGUCUCAUGCGCAUGCGGAAAAGGAUGUCUCCACAUAUGCGAAACUCUUUGAAGAGGAUGCCAUGAUUGUCUUCCAGCUUGACAACCUCCUGACUCCAAGGUUGACUGGAGCUUUCAAUAUUAGCUUGAAUGUGAAGUACUACGACACUGGCGACCGACUGCGCCCUCCAGCCGAUAAAAUAUAUCCCUUGGUUAAAAAGAAGAUUGAUAGCAGGCCACCUUUAUUGACGUUACCUGAUAACACGUUCGACGCAGUGAUUCCGCAGCUGAGUUACAACACCACCAAGGUUGUGCUUGAUCUUUUUGUGUCUGGAAAUGCCGACGAAGAAUUUUGGUACUCCAAUGUGCUUGAAGAAUACAGGAACGUUUUCCACAAGUCAUAUCCUGGCCAUGGCCCUUGUCGUGUUGUCAAUGUCUUUGUGGAUGGCAUUCGCGUGUUGACUGCCGAUCCGUUCGUGGUUGUGUAUACUGGAGGAAUUUCACCCGCUUUGUGGCACCCGAUCGUUUCUACUGGAGCAUUCGACGUUCGUGCGCUCAGACUGGACAUAACACCGUUGCUACCAAUACUCUGGAACCAAUCGACGCAGGUCGCUAUAGACGUCUCAAAUUGUGUGGAUGACGAUUUGAAAUUCGGUGAAACUCCCAACGGCAUUGGUUCCAACUGGAUUGCUUCUGGUAGCGUUGCAACGUGGGAAGAUUCGACGAUCCUUGCUUCCAGGGGAAAAAUUCUUUCGUUCGAAAACAAGACGUCAGUCUCCGCAUUCGCCUUUAGUCCUCCUGCAGCAGGACUCUACAGUCAGAUUGUUGAUGCCAAAUACACAAACAAAGUCAACUCGAGUAUCAUCUACACUUACAAAAAUGGAACCGAGAAGGAUUUGAUUCUCGAGGUCUCCUCGAAGACGAAGCAAUCGAACGUGCAACUAUUGGCCGGUUUUGGUGAAGAUGAGUCGCUGGUGUUUAUACCAGAGACUGACAUCACCAGCAGCGUGAAAGAUGCGGCCACUAAUGCCACUAUUUGGUCGUUGGAGAAAAAGGUGACUCAGCCUUUGAUCUACAAGCUCAAGGCUAAGCCAACCUUUGGACAGGAUGUGGACUUCUCAGUGAACAUUACCAAAGCAUUUGGUGAGAAGGUUGCACUCAAUGGCAUCACCGUGAUAAAGGGUGUUAGCCACGAAAAUGGCACUUCCAACUAUACGCUAUCUCCCAAAGGAAACCAUGGCGAGGGAGUUAUCGAGCACAAGGUGAAUUUCACGAUGUCAGAGCCUCUUCCGGAAUUCAACUACUCGAGACAAGCACUGGCAGACCACGGCGAGAUAGUCUACGACACCAUUGAUGCAGAGGAUCUUAUCUGGGAAGACGUGAUGCACCUUUUCGAGAAAGAGGGCCUUGAUCUUGCCCAGUAUGCAGCCCAAGAAAUUUCCAAGGAUCGUGAUACCGAAAAGGAGUUUUUCGGACCGCCAAUGCGGCUGGUCAACAAUUACCUCGCUGACUUUUAA
Ogataea haglerorum is the source of this 2043-nucleotide messenger RNA. RefSeq lists its product as uncharacterized. The record is from RefSeq and is a predicted model, not a curated record. NCBI's taxonomy places the organism in Eukaryota, Fungi, Ascomycota, Pichiomycetes, Pichiales, Pichiaceae. The transcript has a single exon. Bases 1 to 2043 code for a protein of 680 amino acids.